Ornithorhynchus anatinus (platypus) is the source of this 1962-nucleotide messenger RNA. Its product is annotated as probable G-protein coupled receptor 34. Lineage: Eukaryota; Metazoa; Chordata; Mammalia; Monotremata; Ornithorhynchidae. Gene Ontology annotation, biological process: G protein-coupled receptor signaling pathway. The transcript is spliced from 3 exons. Gene Ontology annotation, molecular function: G protein-coupled purinergic nucleotide receptor activity. The record is from RefSeq and is a predicted model, not a curated record. Bases 57 to 1295 code for a protein of 412 amino acids. Gene Ontology annotation, cellular component: membrane.
GAGAAACCAGAGGCCGCAUCCUCUGACCUCAUGGAGGAAGCCUGCGGAGACUUUGCAUGACAAGCAGGUUCUUUCAAGGGGGAAAAUCCCAACCUGACAAGAAGGUUUUAAAAGAGGAGAGAGACCUGGAGGUCUGGGCGAAUUCCUCCGGAAGAAACUGCUGCUCAGCUGCUCAUAACACGGGAUCUGAGACUGGGGCUGUUGAGGUUACAAGAUCAUCAGUUUGGACACUGACCGACAUGGAGCUCCCAGGCGAAGAGGAAUGGACCACAGCUGUUUCACUCCCAAUUUUCAGGAUGCCGGAAACGGAAACGGACUCCUACCCCGUGCCUUCUCUCGGGUCCAACUGCACCAUCGAGGACAGUAUUCUCCAAGUGAUUCUCCCGGUGGCGUACUCGUUCAUCUUCGUCCUCAGCCUGCUGAGCAACGCCCUGGCCCUCUGGACCUUCUGCUGCACCGCCUCGCGGAAGAACUCCAUGGCGGUGUACAUGAAGAACCUGGCCGUGGCCGACCUCCUGCUGUCCCUCUGCCUGCCCUUCCGGGUGGCCUACCAGAACCGGGAGGGUCCCCGGACCCUCUGCCUCCUGGUCGGGAUCUUCUUCUACCUCAACAUGUACGUCAGCAUCGCCUUCCUGGCCCUGAUCAGCCUGGACCGGUUCCUGAAGAUCACCCGGCCCUACCAGCAGUUCAGGAUCCACACCGUGCGGUGGAGCACCUUGGCCGUCUGCUCCGUCUGGGCCGCCACGAUCCUCUUCACCGUCCCCUUCUUUUUCGAAAAGGUCACCGGCGACUGCGGGGCCAGGUGUUUCCACUUCAGGAGUAAAAACGUGACCGGGGCCGCCCUGAACAUGGCGGUGGUGGUCAUCUUCUACGUCCUGCUCCUCUUCUUCCUCUUCUUCUCCAGCAGGAUCUCCGACAAGCUCCGGCAAGUCUCCCGGGGGGAGGUGCAGCCCCAGAGCGGGCGGACCAACGGGCCGGCCAUCACCAAGACCCUGGUGGUGCUGAUCAUCUUCAUCCUGUGCUUCACCCCUUACCACGUGGUCCGGGUGCCCUACAUCCUGGCCCAGGUGAACGUCAUCUCCAGCCAACCUUGGAAGCAGAAGCUGCACCUGGCCAACGAGCUCAUGCUCUGCAUCUCGGCCCUCAACAGCUGCCUCGACCCGGUGAUCUACUUCUUUCUGUGCGCCAGUUUCCGCCGAGCGGUGGGGAACGCCUUCCAGGGCAAGAUGAAGAAGGCCUUCCUGAGGCACCAGAUGUCUUUCAGUAACAACAGCAGAUCCUUCAUGGACUUCUAGACCGCCGUCUCCACCUUCGGCCGGGUUCCCAGGCCCCCGUAUGCGGAGUGCCCCGCCCGAGAGAGCCCGGAAAGCCGCCCGGGGAGCUGAGGCGUCGAGGGAGGUUGUCGCGGGCCCGGAACGGAGCCGAUCCUGAGAGGAAGGCGGCAUUCAUCCGUGGCGCCUCUCCCCAGCUUGGGCUCUUCUCAGCCGAGGGGCGGGGGUGAAGUUCCCUGGCUGUAUUUCUUUGGAGGAUGGGGCUGGGGAGGGCAACUUCUUCCGCUUUCUCCGAUCCUCCCACUAAAAGGCCCCUGCUGAGGAGCGGCUGGACGGAGCAGGACAAUGGGCUACUUGGGGCGAAACGAAGAACGAGGCCUGAGACUUUCCAAGAGCUAGUCUUUCUGGAACUGAUGGUUUGUCCCGGGAUCUCAAGGACCUCUUCAGAAUGUAGAGAAACAAAGAUCCCUACGUGGGAGAUUCCGAGACCUGGGCAUUUGCCCUCGGGAUCCUCUCUGAUCCGGAGGCGUCCAGGUGCCUUUUCACUGACUAGGAUCUGACACGGGGAUAAAGGGGCGCUUUCCAGGCAUCCUCAGUCUGACUGUCUCUACGGACCAGAACGAUUUAGUGACAGGCUGCAACAGUCCCGUAGAUCUACGAUCUGUAAAUAAAGAUGAGCCUUGAAACAGUU